AUGUUAAGAGAAAAUAGAAUUCUUUUAUUAGAAAAGCCAAAUAUAGAGGAUAUAAAUAACAUCAUUGAAGCAAGCGGGUUAGUAUUAUGCAUAUCACUUAAUGAAAAGGAAUCAGUGUCACUGGUACCUCCCUCCUAUUAUUAUUUGCAUGUUCAUAGGUAUAUGUAUUUAUGUAAUAUUAUUCCAAAAUGCUUAGAAUAUUUUAAGUCCUUUAUUUUGCCUUUUUACGGUAACAAGUUCGGUGUAUACUUUGAGUGUGUUAAGGGAAAAAAGAAUUUUUCGAAUAUACAUCCAUGUGUGGAUAUAGGAAGGGGUAAAGAUUUUUAUCCAGUUAACAGUGAACAUACUGAUACAAACCUUGUCAACGAUGAAGUUGGUAAAGAUAACAUCAUACUCGACUGGAGACUUCCAAUUGGUGUUUUAUUCGACAUAUAUUGUGAUAUAGAAAAUGAGAAUAAUACUUUUACUCAAUCGGGGAGCGCGGAACUAAACUGCAAGUGUUGCUCAAACAAUGAAUUAUUUCCUGACCAUGUUAGCAUUUUAGAAAUUUCAUCAAACGGAGAAAGUCAGGGGGAUAGUUUUAAUAUGGGAAAAAGGGACCAUAAAGACGAAGAGGGGAACAAAGAGGGGAACGAGCUGACGAACGAGCUGACGAACGAGCUGACGAACGAGCCGACGAACGAAGAGACGAACCGAAGAAAAGGCUUGUUGAAUAGGGACGUAGAAAAAGAUUCUUCUAUUUUUAACCGAAAAGCGGAAGGCAGUAUAAGUGCUGUGUAUGACGGUAGCUUAACUUUUGAUGGAGUGCAAAUUUGCAAGUCUUUGAAAAAAGAGCAUGAACAGGUAAUGUUAUAUCAUGUGAAAAAUUGGAAAGAACAGGACAAAACAUGCACAGUACAGGACAAAACAUGCACAGUACAGGAAAAAACAUGCACAGUACAGGAAAAAACAUGCACAGUACAGGACAAAACAUGCACAGUACAGGAAAAAAUAUGCACAGUACAAGACAGGAAAACGAAAAAGAAUGCAUUGAAAGAUGUUAAUAACUUGUUAAAUGAUGAAGAGGAAGACGGAUUAAUAGACGCUGCAGCGGAAGGUCAAGAGAGUCAUUGUGAGUCCUACGGGAAGACCUAUACGUAUCUUCCUCAUUUUCCCCCAAAUAAGGAAAAAAAUUAUUAUGAACAUGAAAUAAAAAAUAGGUCAGGUAAUUCAUCAAAACAUUUGUUACAAUAUGAUGAAAAUUCUAACACAAUUGAAGGGACUAAAAAAGAUGAGCAUAGUGAUGAUGGUGAAAAUUUAAAGGAUAAUAAAAAUUUAAAAUAUUAUAAAUUUAUUAUGAACAAAGCAAUAAAUAAUGAAUGGUAUGAUAAACAGUUUCAAAAUAUAUCGAAUAAAAAUAUACCUUGGAGAUUAAUUGUUCAUUUCAAGGGAGAGGAAGAAUAUUAUUAUUCACACUUUAAGAAGAAAGAUGAGAAAAAGAAGUACAACGGAAAUGUAAACAUUUUAGCCUAUAAUAGUUGUAUACCGCUCUAUAGAGGCUUCAACGAUUUUGAAGAAUGUAUAUUAAACCAAUUGAAGAAAGCUAAUUAUAUUAUGAACAAGAAUGAUAGAGUAUUACAAAUAUUAUCUGAACAAAAUCAGAAAGAGUUUUUAUACCAUUUAAAAAAUUUUAAUGUUGAAAAAAUUUGCUCAUUAUAUAGGGAGCAUAUGGACUAUAACAUGGUUAAGUUUAUUGACAACAUUAAUUAUAUAUAUAUACAAAAUAUUGAGGAUCUUUGUUUAUGUAAUAAUGCACACGACAAGGGCUCGAAAAAUGGAGGCAGUCAUAUUGCACAAGAUAAAAAUGAGAAAGGGGAAAAUUGCCAUUUUAUUCAUGUAGACGUACGGAAAGACUACUUCUUUUCCGAUGAAGGAGAAGAGGAAGGGGAAGCAUUUAAUGGUGCUGCUAAUGAGAAAAAGGAAAAGUUUAAUGCAGCAAUAAGAAAUGACCGCAUGCGGGAAGAAAAAGGGAAAAAGCCCUCCUUUGCACACUUGCACGAUCAAGCAGGCACUAAAAUUGGUAAUUCUGAAAACUAUGUUGAUGAAUGUGGCCUGUCAAAAAGUAAACUCAUUAACAACACACACGUGUCAAGUGAUACUAGUAUGAACACAUAUGUUAGGGAAAAGAAAGACAAACAAAACACGAACUAUUCAUCAUUUAGAUAUGGAGAACGUACAAAUGAUGUAUUUUUAAAAGAUUCAUCUUGCCCCUGCUGUAAUCGCGCCCUCAAUGGACGCAAUAGCAUAUAUGACCUUAUGAAUGACGAAAAGGUAAAUAAGGAUGUUCCUAUUAUUAUACAUAUAUAUGGACCUCCAUAUAACCAGGUGUUAACUAAGUUUCCCCUCUUUAAAAUUAUACAUCCAGAAAAUAAUGAAAGUGUCAGUGAAGGCAUUUUUAUAUACACGUUAGGAGAUUUUUUACAUGAACAAUUUCCUUCAUUUUUUAGAAAAAUAUGUAGAAACUCAAAAGGGCAUUCACAUAACGGUAAGACCAACAUUUCGACGAAUAAUGAGCAUAAGAAGAGAGUGUAUUAUGACAAGGAAAAUAAUAUACAUGAAUAUGAGAACAAAAAGGGAUCUUACUUAAACAGCGAAAAUGUGUUUUAUUUUAUGGAGGACGAUUAUUUAAUUUUUAGUCCUUACAUGUUCAUAAUUGUCAACGGAAUACAAAUUCCUCUGAAGACUCCACUGUACUGGUUGUGCACGAACUUUUUACAGCUCGAUAACUUCCUCCAUGUUAUUCUUCGAAUUCCGCCCUAUUGA
This is a messenger RNA of Plasmodium malariae, 2802 nucleotides long. It is a transcript of the gene ATG5, whose product is annotated as autophagy protein 5, putative. The record is from RefSeq and is a predicted model, not a curated record. Gene Ontology annotation, biological process: autophagosome assembly; C-terminal protein lipidation; nucleophagy. Lineage: Eukaryota; Apicomplexa; Aconoidasida; Haemosporida; Plasmodiidae. The coding region runs from base 1 to 2802 and encodes 933 amino acids. Gene Ontology annotation, cellular component: cytoplasm; phagophore assembly site membrane; Atg12-Atg5-Atg16 complex. The transcript has a single exon.